Drosophila sulfurigaster albostrigata is the source of this 12877-nucleotide messenger RNA. It is a transcript of the gene Obsc, whose product is annotated as obscurin. The coding region runs from base 133 to 12777 and encodes 4214 amino acids. Gene Ontology annotation, molecular function: protein kinase activity; protein binding; guanyl-nucleotide exchange factor activity. Gene Ontology annotation, biological process: homophilic cell-cell adhesion; protein phosphorylation; synapse organization. NCBI's taxonomy places the organism in Eukaryota, Metazoa, Arthropoda, Insecta, Diptera, Drosophilidae. The record is from RefSeq and is a predicted model, not a curated record. The transcript has 38 exons. Gene Ontology annotation, cellular component: axon; neuronal cell body; plasma membrane.
AUAUAUAUAUAUUAUGUAUAUAUAUAAAAGUUAAUUCAGUGAGUCAAGAUCUACAAGUGAUGACAACUGCCUAGUUAUGAGAUUUAUUACCGAUGACUUAUAAGUGCAUUUGACACCUACAACUCAUCAGCAAUGGAGAAUCUAAUUGCAAUGGAGUUAUUAGAUAUGAAUCCUAACUCGCUUUCCUUAAAUGGUAAGGAAAGCGAAGAUUUGGAGUUUAAAAAAUGCGUUAUCAUCGGAGAGCUUAUUGAAACGGAAGAAGAAUUCUCCAGAGACUUGCAAUAUGUAGUCGAGAAGUACAUCAAGGCCAUUGACAAACCAACCGUCCCAAGAUCGGUCAAGGACAAUAAAGACGUCAUUUUUUGCAAUUUCUUGCAAAUCGCCGAAUUUCACAACACGGUGCUAAAGGAAGGCCUAAAAUGCUACAGCCACCAGCCGAAUAUGGUUGCUAAAACUUUUUUGCGACUUGAACGCGAUUUUGAUAAGCAUGUGAAGUACUGUCAAAACGAACCUUUAGCCCAAGAGUUCCUCUCGACCAAUGCUGACUGCCAGAACUAUUUUCAAGGACUUUCUUCGAAUCUAGGAGACGAUAAAUUGCUGUCUGAGCACCUAAAGCUACCACUUCAGCGAAUAAACGAUUACAAACUUCUAUUCAAGGAUCUAAUACAAUUAUCGCAAUGCUUGAAAGAGAAUGUUAGGGACUUAGAGCGGGCCUUAGAGCUUAUGCUUAGCGUGCCUAGUAGAGCAUAUGAUAAUCGAUUUCUGUCAAAUAUUGAAGGCUAUCGAGGUAACGUUUACAAGUUGGGCCGUCUACUGCUGCACGAGUGGUGUACAGUUAUUGAUAAGGAGGGAAAGACCCAUGAUCGUUAUUGCUUUCUAUUUAAAUCGAGACUUCUGGUCACAAAAGUUCGCAAAAUAACUGAUAAGAAAUCCGUUUUCAUAUUGCAAAAUAUCAUCAAACUUCCACUUUGUAAUGUUGAGCAUCGAGCAGAUGAGAAACAAAUUUAUAUCUCAUCAAAAACCACAGAUGAUAAUUUGCCCAUAUUGAUUAAGCCUCACAAUGAGGAAAGUCAUUUGAUUUGGUAUAACGAAAUUCGCUCAUACAUCAAUCACGAAGUCGCACUGCAAGAGCACAAUGCAGAUGAUCUGAAAGUCGAUUCGACAAAUAUCAAUACCGAAUGUGAAUUAAUUCUUCGGCUUCCGCAAAAAAUCGAAGCUCACGAUCCAAACGCAGGUACUCGUCCUUCUGACGUGGCCGAAAACUACUUUUUAAGCAAAGAAACAAAAGAACGAUUGCAGUUAGAACAGCAAGAACUGCUUAAAUUUGAAAAGGAAUCCAUUGAACUCUACAAACUUCAACAGAGUCAACAGGGCCCCAAUCAGCCGAAAAGCACGGUUAAAUCUGUACCUGAUCAACCCGCUCCCAAGCCACAGCAUAAGCAAAUUGAACCAGUUAAGGCAGUAGCGAUUGAAAGGAAAGACAUCGUCGAUACUGAACCUCCUAAAGGUCUAAGCGAACCCUCAAAGCCUGCAGUCAAUAUAGAGUCAACUAAGCAAUCCAACAAAGAACAAUCUAUUCAAUCUUCUAGCAUAGAAAUCUCUGUUGCGUCGAAAGAAAUUACAAAGCAAGAAACAAUUGAAUCAUCUAGUAUAGAAGUAGUCACAGUAAAAGAAUCAACAAAGCAAGAAUUAAUAAGUGCAGCUCCAAAAGAAUCAAAUAAGGAAGUACCAAUCAGUGCAGUGUCGCAAGAAUCAAAGAAAGAAGUAUCCAUCGAGUCCUCAAAACAAGCAAUUUCUGUAGAAGUAGAAGCAGCCAAAAAAAUUAUAAAGCAAGAAACAGAUCAAGUUGAAAUAAAACAAGAUAAUGUCAGAGAAACUGAGGAGCUGAAGAAAAUUGCCACAGAAGAUAUACAGAAAACUGUUGAGGGUAAGGACACCGAAGAGCCCCAGCCCAGUUCAAUUCCAACAAUUCGAAUUAGUGAUCCAAUAGACGAACCCCAAAAUUGCCUUAUACCCACCAUAACUACCACUAAGCACAAGCAUAAGCAUAAGCCAAUUGAAUUGAAACAUAUUGUUGGCUAUAACGAAUCGCAGCAACAAGAUAGCGAUAGCGUAAAUCAAAACUCCCAGGGCCGACAGGGAUUCUCUAACUAUACUAACAUCACCGACGCGGCUUCAUUAACUCGGUGGAACAAUGAGCUGGCCAAUAUCGCAUACAGAAGCGGUCAAGGCGAUCGUGGAGAUCGUCCAGCUCAGGGUCCGCCACCACCGCCCAUCCCACCACAUUUUAUUCGAAUGCCUGGCUUCUUUCAACCGCUUCCGCUUAUUGCGUAUGAAACGAGCAUCGAGAUUCUACUAAUUAAAGCACGCCCACCAUCACCUCCACCGCGACCACCGCCAACCAUCAAGCGUGUCCAUGUCUAUACCGAAAGCCUCGAGCAAAAGACCCAGAACUUUCUUGAAGGCAUCUAUGAGGAAUCGAGCGCCGAUACAUCGUUGCGCAAUGCUAAGCAAAAAAUGCGUAGCAUUAAGAAUACAGUAUUAAAAUCUGCUGACUCCACGAAUUACGCACAAGACACGGUAAAAAAAGCGAAAGCUCGCGAUUUUAUUCAUAUCUUUACACCGCCCAUUAAAAAGAAACGACCAAUCUAUGAGAUUGUCGAAGAGCCUGUAAAUAUUCUAUGCGAACUCGAUGGCGAAUAUCCUAUUGAGUCUAUUGCUGACGAUUUCAGAGAGUCAAGUGCCGAUAUCGAGACACAACGCGGCCAAAGCGUUGGCGCUAUGGAUGAUAACUAUUCUGGGUACUCCCUGGCUUCCAGACGUCGUCUCGAAAAGACCACGAGGACCAGGGAUUACGAUAGAGGAACAUCGUAUGACAGCACUGUUGAGAGCAAACAGUAUGGUAUAAGUUCGCGACGUGAGAGAACUACUUUGGAUCGCAUUGAGGCGCAUUCGUCGACCCUUCUAGGCGGCAGUCGCAACGAGAGUCGUGCUGAAAGUCGUGCCGAGAGUCGAACCUCUUAUUCGCGUGCCGAAUCGCGUGCUAGCAGGCGUGGUACAUCCUAUCUAGCGGACGACGCUCCGCCGCGCUCUAUCGAAAAGCCUGUGGUCGCAAAGAUGCUGAAAAGUGUGCAAGUGGAAAGCGGCGAGUCUGCGCAUUUCGAGAUUCAGUUCAAGGAACAACCUGGCUCAGUUACCUGGCUGAAGGAUAACAAGCCUUUGGAUGAUCGUCUAGCGGAUCGCAUUAUACAAACUAGUGCGCCGAUGAACUCGUAUCGCUUAGACAUCAAGAACUGCAGCGAAAAUGACGCUGGAACUUAUACUGUUCGUGCCCAGACGGCAUCUGAAACAACGACUGUUACUGCACAGCUUGCAGUUGGCCAAGUAUCUGGCCAUGACGAGACUAAAACCAAUGUAGCACCAGCAUUUCUUGUUAGCUUAAGAGAUGCGGAAAUGAUUGAAAAUACGCUGUUUCGCUUUAUGAUUAAGAUCUUGGGCGAUCCCAAGCCAAGAGUGAAAUUCUACAAGGAUAAUGUAGAAAUACUGGAAGUCAAUGAUCGAAUUCAGAUCAUUAGGGAUAAGGAUUAUUUAGGCUUCUAUGAGUUGGUCAUUGAAGACGUACAAAAGGACGACGCCGGUGUUUACUCCUGUAAGGCUGUUAAUAAGCACGGUGAAGCAUCCUGCGAGGCCACAGCCACAACCAUUGAUUUCAAGAAUCCAUUUGGUGCACUGAGUGGUCAAAUUUUACCACCUGGCGAGAAAGCUAUAUUCUCGUGGAAACGCAAUGGAGAGGACUUCGAUCCUGAAGAACGUUUCAAGGUUCUGUUCGGCGACGAUGAGGACUCCUUGGCUCUGGUGUUCCAACAUGUGAAGCCCGAAGAUGCUGGCAUCUAUACUUGUGUGGCGCAAACCACAACCGGAAACAUCUCGUGCAGCGCUGAACUCUCUGUUCAAGGUGCCAUUCAAACCCUCAACCGUGAGCCAGAGAAACCCAGUCUGGUAAUCGAGCAUCGCGAGGCGAACGCCAGUAUUGGCGGUUCAGCUAUAUUGGAGCUGCAAUGCAAGGGCUUCCCCAAGCCUGCCGUGCUGUGGAAGCAUGAGGGAGAAGUUGUUCAGGUCGAUGACCGCCACAAGUUCAUGUAUGAGGACGACGAAAGCAUGUCGCUCAUUAUUAAGAAUAUCGGUACUGAAGACGCUGGCGCAUACACCAUUGAAGCCGUCAACGAGCUCGGACAGGAUCAGAGCUCGAUUAGCUUGGUUGUGCAAGCUCCGCCUAAGAUCAAGAAGGUGUCCGACAUCACAUGCUCGGCUGGCGAGACUGUCAAGGUGGAGGUGGAAAUUGAGGGUUUCCCUACGCCUGAAGUUAGUGUGACCAACAACGGCAAGGAAGUGUCUGGUGAAAAGAAUGUAAAGAUCACAUCGUCCACCAUUGCCAAGAGUGUGGAGAAAGUUGUUAUCGAAAUCUCGGACAUUAAACUGUCGCAAUCUGGCAAUUAUUCGAUUAAGGCUACAAAUACAAUCAGCCAAACGGCCGAGUAUUGGAAUUGCACAGUCAAAUCGAAGCCAGUUAUUGUCAAACACUUUGAGAGUGAAUACAUUCAUGGCGAGAAGGAGAACGUACAGAUGUCCGUUCGCGUUGAUGCAUUCCCCGAGGCCAAGCUCACAUGGUAUCACGAUAGCAAGGAGAUUAAGGUGACCGACAAGAAGUACAAGAUCGAUUGCGAUGGCAACACUUAUACCCUGAAGAUAACUGGAGCCACUCGUGUUGAUGCUGGCGAAUAUUCCGUGAAGGCGACCAAUGAGCAUGGCUCGGCAACCAGCUCAACUCAGCUGCUGAUGAAGUGUGCUCCGGAAUUCACACGCAAACUCCAGAAUAUUACAGUAAAAGAGGGCGACACAAAUGUCGAACUUGUUGUGGGCAUCGAUGCCUAUCCUGUGCCACACAUUAAGUGGUUUAUUGAUGGCAUUGAGAUCAGCGAGAAGCGUAAUGAGUUCCGUCAAGUGCAAGAUGGUAAUGACUUCAAAUUAAUUCUUACGGACGUGGCGACCAACAUGCAGGGCAACUACUGCUGCAAGAUCAUGAAUGAUUAUGGCAAACUUGAGGACACUUGCACCGUGACCGUCAACUGCAAGCCAAAAAUACGCAGAGGCUUGAAGGAUGUUGAGGUCAAGGAGGGCGAAUCUUUAACUUUGGAAGUCGAAAUUUACAGCACUCCCGAUGCUAAUGUCAAAUGGUUCAAAAAUGGUCAUGAAAUUCAUGAAGAUGCUCGCAUCAAAAUCAAGAGAGAUUCGCAACGUAUUGAAAAUUAUUACUUGACAUUGAAUCUGUCUAAGAGCGAAGAUGCUGGCACUUAUGAAGUUAAGGCUGCCAAUUUUAUUGGAGAGACAACAUCAAGCUGCAAAGUUUUGGUGCUAACCAAUGACAAUAUAUCCAUUGGAGAGUCCGUGACAAAAACAUUGCUCGCCACUACAGAACAACCUGAAGAAGGGGCUGUUCCCGAAAUUGUCCACUGCGAUGUCUUCCAAAUGAGUAGCUUUGAGACUCUUCCACUCAAAUACGAAGUGAUUGCAACUGGUAUACCCAAGCCAGAGGCUUUAUGGUAUCAGGAUGGCAAGCAAAUCAAAUCCAAUGAUCAUUUUGCGUUAUCCGUUGACGGGGACCACUACAAAUUAGAGGUAAAGUCACUCGAGAUGAAGGAUGCUGGCGAAUACAAAGUUGUCGUGCAGAACAAAGUAGGCGAAAAGAGUCAUCAGGGAGUGCUGUCCUUGUCAAAGGAAGCUGAGUAUCGCAAGCCUCUGCUGAUCUCUAAGAGCGGCUUAAAGGAUCUCAAGUUAAAGAAGGGUGAUGCUAUCAAUGAAACUGUCAUAUUUACGGCUGAUCCCAAGCCCGAAAUCGUUUGGCUUAAGGACGGCAAACCACUGCAAGCUAGCGAGGCGCUGCUGCUCAAGACUGAAGUUAAGGAAUUAGAACAUGGAUUAAAGCAGUUUACUUGCGAGCUGAGUAUUCCUAAAGCGGAAAUUAAGGACUCUGGGCGUUACGAACUUAAGGUCAAGAAUAAGCAUGGCGAAUUCGCUACAAAUGGUGCCAUCGAUGUACUAGCAAAGCCAGAAAUCUCCGGUCUGGUGGAUCUCAAGUGCUUGCCAGGUGAUACUGUCUGUUUCGAAGCCUUGGUUCCUGCCAAUCCCAAGCCAAAGGUCACAUGGACACGAGGCAACGAAAACUUGUGCAACAACGAGAACUGCGAGGUGAUCGCUGAUGUGGAUGGCGAUAAAUACAGGAUUGUUUUCCAAUCCGUUGUACCAUCCGAAGAUGGCAAAUAUACGAUCACUGCUGUCAACUCUGAAGGCAGGGCUGAUAGCGAAUUCAAUUUGCAUGUUCUUGCUAAAGAAAGUAUUUCCCUUGGAGAAACCGAACCAAAAACAUUGCGCGCAACUACAACAGGAGGGGUUGAGAAACCCACAUUCAUCGUGGCACCGGAGAAUCAAGUGAUCCACGACUUUAAGCCGGUUUCGACCAACGUCAAGGUGCAUGGCGUUCCUACGCCAACAGUGGAAUGGCUAAAGGACGACAAGCCAAUUGAUUUGAAGGCCAUUAAUAGUCUGACCCAGCAGAAGGCUUACAGCACUGCCUCGACCGAUAUUGCAUCGGAUCAAGUAGAGAGUGUCUUUGACAUUGCCCACUUUAAUGCUACCGACGUUGGAACAUACACUUGUGUCGCCAAAAACGAAAUCGGCGAAACCAAAGUGCCCUUUAAAUUGGCUAUGCAGUCGCUGGCUCCCAGUUUUGUCAAGAAGCUCAACAAUGCGCUUGACGUUGUCCAAGGAGAGCCACUUGUUCUCGAAUGCGCCGUAGAUGGCAGCCCACUGCCAACAGUUCAUUGGUUUAAGGACAGCGAGGAGGUUAAACCCAGUCAAAGCGUAAAACUGACCACUUCUCCUGAAGGAUUAGUUAAAUUGGAGAUAAGCAAUUGUCAGCCAAAUGACUCUGGCGCCUAUAAGCUUAUCAUUUCAAACCCUCACGGCGAAAAGGUUGCUUUGUGUGCGGUUGCUGUGAAACCUAAUGAAAUGCAGCCCAAGUUCUUGAAGCCCAUCGAAAGUCAAUCUGUAAUCGCUGGAGAGCCCUUAAAAUUGUCCGCACAAGUUAUAGGUUUCCCCGCUCCCGAAAUCAAGUGGUACAAGGAUGGCGUACUCUUACGUCCCAGCUCAGCUAUUAACUUUAUUAAUAAUCCAAAUGGACAAAUUGGAUUGAGCAUUGAUACGGUCGAUGGUAAUGACGCUGGUUUAUACAAAUGUAAGAUUGUCAAUAAGGAGGGCGAAGAAGAGGGCGCCGCAGAGGUGAAAGUUGUCGCCAGGGAGGCAAAGCCUUCGUUCAUCGCAGAACUCCAGGAUGCCAGUAGUGUUGAAGGAUUCCCUGUUAAGAUGGACAUUAAGGUUGUGGGCUAUCCCAAGCCAAAACUGCAAUGGUUCCACAAUGGUCAUGAAAUCUCGCCUGAUAACAAACACUUUGCAGUCGUGGAAAAUCCCGAUAAUACCGUUAGCUUGAUUGUGGACAAAACUGCACCUUCUGAUUCUGGAUUAUAUGAAGUAAUUGCACAAAAUUCAGAGGGUUCAACUGCCUCGAAAGCAAAGCUUUACGUUGCACCCAAGACGGAUGAAACUGCAGCUGAGGAAUUGCCACAGUUUGUAUCUGGUCUGCGCGAUGUUAAUGCCGAUGAGGGCCAAGAGUUGGUGCUAUCGGCACCAUUUAUUGCUAAUCCCAUGCCUGAGAUCGUGUGGUCCAAGGAUGGCGCUUUGCUUGCGCCAAGCGAGCGUCUCUUAAUGACUUGUGAUGGCAAGCACGUCGGUCUCACCAUAAAACCAGUUGAAGCAGCCGAUUCGGGCGUCUACUCCUGUCUACUGGCCAAUCCACUAGGAGAGGACACGUCAUCCUGCAAUGCAAAUGUUCGUAAGGUGUACAAGGCACCAAUUUUCACCCAGAAGAUCACCGAUCAACAGCAAGUUUUCGGCAACAAUGCCAAAAUCCCUGUAACCGUUUCUGGUGUGCCAUAUCCAGAACUGACCUGGUUCUUUGAAAAUAAACCCAUCAAUGUGUCGGACAAAUACACGUUCAAGAAUGACGGCGAUCAUCAUGAGUUGAUUGUAAAUGAUUGCCAAAAGUCCGAUCAAGGCGAAUACAAAUGCAUUGCCUCAAACAGGGAAGGUAAGGACAUAACUCAAGGUCGUCUCGAGUUGGUCAAUGAAAUCAAAAAGCAUAUGCGUUCUGAGCCACCCGUAUUCCUUAAGAAGAUUGGCGAUUGCGAUGUCUUUGACGGUAUGACAGCAAAGUUUACUGCCUGCGCCACUGGAUAUCCCGAACCAGAUGUUGAGUGGUUCAAGAAUGAUCAAAAACUGUUCCCAUCUGAUCGCAUUGCGCUUGACCAGGAACCAAAUGGUCUGCUUCGCUUAACAAUGAAGAAUGUGACGGAAGCCGAUGUAGGACGCUACACUUGUCGUAUCUUCAAUCCAUAUGGCGACGAUACUUGCACAGCUGAACUAUUCUACGAUGUGCUGGACUCCCAUCAACGUCCCUUGGGCGAUCAGUACUCGGACUUUAAGCAAUAUAAAAAGUCCGGAGCUCCUCCGCCGUUGCCAGAUGGUCCUAUUAUCUCCCGCAUGACCGAUCGUCGUCUGAAUUUGACCUGGAAACCAUCGGUCCCAUUAUCGCCACGCUAUCCAGUUACUUAUCAGAUCGAAAUGAUGGACUUGCCCGAGGGAGAUUGGCGCACUAUCAGAACUGGUGUGCGCAGUUGUGCUUGUGAGAUUAGGAACUUGGAUCCACUCAGGGAUUACAGAUUCAGAGUGCGUGUUGAGAACAAAUUUGGUGUCAGCGAUCCCAGCCCCUACACACAAACCUACAGAUCAAAACUCAUUCCUGAGCCAGCCAAAACAUACACCUACUUGCCACCUGGUACGGACUUUAGACCUGAGACUUCACCCUAUUUCCCCAAGGACUUUGAUAUUGAACGCCCGCCCCACGACGGUCUUGCUCAAGCGCCACAGUUUUUGCUGCGUGAAAAUGAUGUUUCCUACGGCGUCAAGGGUCACAACACUGAGCUAAUGUGGUUCGUCUAUGGUUAUCCCAAACCUAAGAUGACUUUCUACUUUAACGAUCAUCCCAUUGAAUCCGGUGGUCGCUUUGAUCACAGCUACACCCGCAAUGGACAGGCGACGCUCUUCGUCAACAGCAUGUUGGAUCGCGAUGUGGGUUGGUAUGAGGCUGUUGCAACAAACGAACACGGCGAGGCCAGACAACGUGUCCGCCUUGAAAUCGCCGAGUACCCACGAUUCCUGAAGAGGCCUGACGAAACUUUCAUCAUGGCGCGCAAAAAUGGCCGCAUUGAAGCCAGAAUUAUUGGCAUUCCUCUGCCUGAAGUUCACUGGUACAAGGAUUGGAAGCUGAUAACCGACACCUCUCGCAUUAAGAUUAACUCUUACGAUCCAGACAUCUAUGUGCUCUCUAUUCAUGAUUCGAUCAUUAAGGACGGUGGCUUGUACUCUGUGAGUGCACGCAAUAUUGCUGGCUCCAUUAGCACCUCCGUGACCGUUCACAUUGAGGAGAAUGAAGAUCAAUACAUAUAUAAGACCUACGGCAGACAUCCGUACGUGCGUUCGAAGCAACUGCGCUAUGAGGACAAGUACGAUAUCGGUGAUGAGCUUGGCCGUGGCACGCAGGGCAUUACCUAUCAUGCCGUGGAGCGCGCCACUGGCGAUAAUUAUGCUGCCAAGAUUAUGUAUGGCAAGCCAGAGCUGCGUCCAUUUAUGCUCAACGAAUUGGAUAUUAUGAAUAUGUUCAAUCACAAGAACUUGAUCCGUCCAUACGAUGCUUAUGAAACAGAUCGCCAAAUCACACUCAUCAUGGAACUGGCCGCUGGCGGUGAAGUUGUCAGGGAUAACUUGCUGCGACGAGAUUAUUACACUGAGCGCGAUAUUGCCAAUUAUAUACGCCAAACUCUUUGGGGAUUGGAGCAUAUGCAUGAGUUGGGCGUCGGACACAUGGGCUUAACGAUCAAGGACCUUUUGAUCUCGGUUGUUGGUGGCGAUCACAUUAAAAUAUCCGACUUUGGCUUAUCAAGGAAGAUUAACAAGCAUAACUUGUCCACCUUGGACUAUGGCAUGCCUGAGUUUGUCUCUCCCGAAGUGGUCAAUAAGGAGGGUGUCAACUUUUCACAUGACAUGUGGUCAGUUGGCUUGAUCACAUAUGUGUUGCUUGGCGGCCGAAAUCCUUUCUUGGGCGCCGAUGACAGAGAAACCCUGACCAAGAUUCGCGAGGGCCGUUGGGACUUUAAGGACACCAUUUGGACACAUAUUUCGGAGGAUGGACGUGAUUUCAUCAGCCGCUUGCUGCUCUACAGCCCCGAGGAGCGCAUGGAUGUUAAAACAGCAUUAAAGCAUCCUUGGUUCUUCAUGCUCGAUCGCCAGGCAACCGAGCAUGAUUAUCAAAUUGGCGUUGAUCGCUUGAGACACUAUUACGAUCACUUUAGAGAUUGGUACGCCAAUGCUGCUUGCAAGAACUACUUCCGCAGGCGCCGACUUAGCGGCUGCUUCCAGCAUCCAUCGAAAAUGGUCUACCCAAGUGGACAUUCUUACACGCCAGAGCGUACGCCGGAGCCGCUGGUGGAACCACGCAAGCGUGCCAAGCGAGAGGAAGUUGUCUCCAAGUUCCUGCAUCCCGACUACGAGCUGGGUCUCAUUCAAUCCGAAAGCCACUAUCAGUAUGGCCCCGAUACUUAUUUGCUGCAGCUUAGAGAUGUUAGUUUUCCGGUCAGAUUGCGUGAGUACAUGAAGGUGGCCCACAGACGAUCACCUUCGUUUGCAUUGAACGAUUCGGUGGACUGGUCGCUGCCGGUUAUUCGCGAACGCCGUCGUUUUACUGACAUCAUGGACGAGGAGAUUGAUGAUGAACGCACUCGCAGUCGCAUUAGUAUGUAUUCUGCCAACGAUUCGUACUCAAUUCGACGUCUGCGUACAGAGCUGGGACCACGUCUCGAUGAAUAUACUGAAGCGGACGCAAUGAUUGAAAGCCAACGCGAUGGCUACCCGCCAUUCUUCCGCGAGAAGCCACAAACCAUAGCUAUCACUGAGAAUCAGCCGGCGCACAUUCACUGCUUUGCCGUCGGCGAUCCCAAGCCAUGCGUGCAAUGGUUCAAGAAUGACAUGGUGCUGUCGGAGAGCAAGCGCAUCAAAAUCACGUUCGAUGAGGACGGUCGUUCCAUUUUGCGUUUCGAACCCGCGUUGCAUUUCGACGUUGGAAUUUAUAAGGCCGUGGCUCGCAACAAGGUAGGCCAGACCAUAGCCAGAUGCCGCAUUGUUGUCGCCACACUGCCCGAUGCUCCAGACUCACCGGAAGUAUCGGCGACCAGUGCCACAGAGAUACUGCUGCGUUGGAAGCAGCCACGUGAUGAUGGCCAUUCAGCUGUCUUGUGCUACAGUCUGCAAUACAAAUUGCAGAACUGCGAUUCGUGGACAACCGUUGCGGACAACAUAGAUCAUGAAUUUUAUCUGUUGCACGAACUGCAGCCGAACACGAAAUAUCAAAUUCGACUCUCGUCGAAGAAUCGCAUCGGCUGGAGCGAAAUGGGCAUUCCUGUAAAUGCAGCGACUUCUGGCCCUGAUGCUCCCAAAGUGCACAUCACCAAGGCCAUGAAGCACUUGCAGCAACUCACAGAGAGAGGCCAGGAAGUGUUGCCCGAGGAGGAACGUGUGCACACCGAUUAUCAUUGCGAGAGAGAGCCACCCACUUGGGUCACAGAUGCGUCUGUCAAUGACAAAUAUAGCUUCAUCUCAGAGAUUGCACGCGGUGAAUUUAGCACCAUUGUUAAGGGCAUUCAGAAAUCAACAGAUACUGUUGUUGUCGCUAAGAUCUUUGAAGUUACCGAUGACAAUGAAGAGUCUAUUGUCGCCGAGUUCGAUAAUUUCAAGACACUGCGACAUGAGCGUAUCCCAGCCUUAUUUGGUGCCUACAAGCCCAUGAAUGUGCCCAUUGCCAUCUUUGUGAUGGAGAAAUUGCAGGGCGCCGAUGUGCUCACUUAUUUCAGCAGCCGUCACGAGUACUCUGAGCAAAUGGUUGCUUGUGUCAUCACUCAACUGUUGGACGCAUUGCAAUAUCUGCACUGGCGUGGCUAUUGUCAUCUAAACAUACAGCCCGAUAAUGUGGUCAUGGCAUCAGUGCGAUCAAUUCAGGUCAAGCUGGUUGAUUUUGGCUCAGCCAAGAAGGUUAAUAAACUGGGCGUCAAGGUGACACCAUGUGGCAUGUUGGACUUCCAGCCACCAGAGAUGUUGAACGAUGAGCCAAUCUUCCCGCAAAGUGACAUAUGGUCAUUGGGCGUACUCACUUACUUGCUUUUAUCGGGCUGCAGUCCAUUCCGCGGCAAUGACGAAUAUGAAACUCAACAGAACAUCUCCUUUGUGCGCUACAGAUUCGAAAAUCUAUUCAAGGAGGUCACCCCAGAAGCAACUCGAUUCAUUAUGCAAUUAUUUAAGCGUCAUCCUACUAAGAGACCCUACACAGACGAUUGCCUGGAGCAUAGAUGGCUCAUGUCUUCCGAUUAUAUGGUUAGGAAGCGUGAGCGUGCCGUUUUCCUGGGUUGCCGUUUGAAGAAUUUCUAUGACGAGUAUCAUGAGUAUAAAAUUAAAGCCGCUACUACAUCCAAACCCUUAAUUUCGAUUGAGGGUGGACCGACCCCAUCUCAACUUCUUCGCUCUAAUAGCAUCCAAGAGGAACUGCUUACAACGUUUUAGAUAAAUUACUACUCGACAAUUGUUAAUAUGCCUUUCUUUCUGUAUUUUGGUUAAUCAAUUAGAAAAACAAUAAUAAAUGAGAUACCUUUUUAUUUUCAAA